This is a messenger RNA of Salvelinus sp. IW2-2015, 1851 nucleotides long. Its product is annotated as mid1-interacting protein 1-B. The record is from RefSeq and is a predicted model, not a curated record. Gene Ontology annotation, biological process: regulation of lipid biosynthetic process. NCBI's taxonomy places the organism in Eukaryota, Metazoa, Chordata, Actinopteri, Salmoniformes, Salmonidae. Gene Ontology annotation, cellular component: cytosol.
UGUUGUGUUUGAGUGGCUGAUGCGCAACACAGGCUGACAAUUGCGCGGACAUAGAGCCUGCUAUCAUUUGGUUUGCAGAAGAUGCAUUCAUUGCUUUCUUACUGGGCAGGGGCCGGAUAGUAGGCCUAUCGCUACUGGGAGGCCAAUCCCCUUCAUGCAAACUAUGCCAACAUGUUUUUUCUGUCUGUGUACUAGCUCAUUGGAGUCCGGUUACUGUAGAGGAAGAAUAAUCCUGACAAACAGGUUCUGGGCACGCCCUUGGACACGAAUCCACCUGCUCUAUAAAGAUCCGACCGGGGACCAGUAAGAGUCAGAACAGAAACGAAAAGAAGAAGGAAUAGGCAAAAGAAGAAACAAGAACAACUGCCAAACUCUCUUCAUAGCUCCGUUUAAUAAUUUAAUACAAAAGGACAAGCCGCUUUCCAAAGCCGAUUAGAAAGUAGAAGAAGCGAACUAUCCAGCUCUGGUUGACAGUUAUACAUUUCAUUUUGUUAAAGAAGUUCAAGAAUCAACAACAGUCGCCAAGAUGAUGCAGCUCUCAGAAUCCCACCUGCAGAAGAACUCCCUGUUCAACUCCAUGAACCGCUUCAUCGGUGCCGUCAACAACAUGGACCAGACGGUGAUGGUGCCCAGCCUGCUGCGGGACGUCCCCCUUGAAGAGGAGAGGGAGAUGGCCGCCCUGAAAAGCUCGGGAAACAGCGACAUCGAGGACGGCGACAUGUACAGCUACUACCAGCUGCUCAAGUCUAUCCGUUGCGACAUCGAGUGGGGAGUGAUGCGCGCCGAGGAAGCCAAGAAGCGAAAGAAGAGCCGGGCUUCCAUCUCUCGGUUGGAUUCAGCGGAGGAAGAUUCUGAGGUGUCGUCAGAGGAAGACGAGGAUAACCUGCAGAAGCAGUUCCAGUUCCACAUGACGGGGCUCCACGGGGUGCUGUCCAAGCUGACGCAACAGGCCAAUACCCUGACCAACCGCUACAAGCAGGAGAUCGGCAUUGGAUGCUACUAAAAUGCAGCGCAACGAUGAUCCCCGAUGAUCGAUUCUCAUUCCCUGAUGAUCGAUUGUGUAUUAUUUUGCGGGAAUGAGGUGAACUGAACUGAAUAGUCUAUAACUGAUGAAAUUCCUUUGAAUGGACGGAGAGAGAAAGAAAAUAAGAGAGACAGAAAUAAACAUUUCUGCUCUCUAUAUGUGGUAUUAUUUUACCUUUGUGGUAUAUUGUGUUGAUCCAUAGUAAUGUUGUGGUUGACCUGCUAUGUGGUAUAUCCGGGUUCCACUACACCUGUUUGCACUCAGAUUUUUUACCACCAUGUCUAUGUUUUAUGCACGGUGUUCAAUGGCGCCACAUGCCUUCAGCUCAAGUGACACAGAUAAUACACAUGUAUACAUUUAUUUAAUAUUGAUGUAUUUAACUUGUUACCUCGCACUGUAUGUUUGAGAGCUGUAUAUUUCAAGGUUGAAGAAGUGCAUGACCUCAGAGACAUUUGGCUAUAUUUUUUAACUUCCCAGUAAGGGGAAAUGCGCAUGUCUACUAUUGCCAGUGUGUCAAAUAGUCUGUACAGGUCUUGUAUUUUUGCUUAUUGUUAUGUUUCUUUAUUAUGUGCUUAGCUAAAUGGAGGAGGCUUGAGAGAGUCUUGCCUAUGAUCCCAUUGCUGUCCUAUAUGACCAAUGAACUGAAAUCAACUGAUGGUUCUUCUGCAUAGAGAAUAAUGAAGGAUUCCAAGAGGUCAUGUUAAUAUGUUGCUGUUGCCAUGGUAUUUAUGGAGAGGUGAAACUCCAUAAGCCAUUGUUUUUGUAUGUACUAUAUUAUGUUUUUGUAUGAAAGAUUCUGUAUUUGUACUGAGAAUUAAACUUUUUUA